Molecule: messenger RNA, 666 nt
Organism: Trichomonas vaginalis G3
Lineage: Eukaryota; Parabasalia; Trichomonadida; Trichomonadidae
Product: ubiquitin-associated/translation elongation factor EF1B family protein
Exons: 1
Coding region: 1-666 (221 amino acids)
Source: RefSeq, a predicted model, not a curated record
AUGGAAGAGGGAGAAGUAGACAAUGGGUUUCUUGUUCAUAUUUUUGCAGGAUCUCAUAGUCCGUGCGAAAUAUCUGUACUUAGAAAGAUAUGUAUGAAGUACGGCCUCACUCAAUGGGAUCUUAUGACAGGAUAUCUCCCUUGGAGGCAGCGCGCAUCGCUUAGAACUACAAUAUGCAGACUUUUAAGGAAACAAGCAAUUUCAGAGUACGAUAAUAUACGUGCAGAUCCUAUUGCAAUCCAGAAAGAUAAUGAGGAUUUGAUCAAUAACCCAGAAAAAUUGAAGGAAUCGGGCUACAUUCUGAAAGGAGGCUUACUGGUAAGUACAAAAUGGGAUAGAACAAACUCAGAAUGGGAAAGAGUCAGAAAAGAAAAUACUCAAAAAUAUGAAAUAUCCAAAGAAGAAGCAGAAACAAUUAAUAUCCCAUCCGUAAUAUCAGUCGACUAUAUGCGUCAGCAAUGCUUUCGGAGAAGGCAAUCGUUGCUCCUAUAUAGGGCUGCAUUAUUAGCAGAAAUAGCUCGUCGAGAAGGACGAGAACCAGAUAAUUUAAAUGUAGACGAGCUUCAAAUAAGAUCUGGCUGCGACGUUGUUAUUCCAAAAGCUAAGACAACCCUUGAAUCUGAUCCGGCCAUCAAUGACAUAUUUUAUACACCAGAAUAUGAUUAA